Molecule: messenger RNA, 1458 nt
Organism: Zerene cesonia (dogface butterfly)
Lineage: Eukaryota; Metazoa; Arthropoda; Insecta; Lepidoptera; Pieridae
Gene: TpnT
Product: troponin T, skeletal muscle
Exons: 15
Coding region: 139-1356 (405 amino acids)
Biological process (GO): sarcomere organization; muscle contraction; regulation of muscle contraction
Cellular component (GO): troponin complex
Molecular function (GO): tropomyosin binding
Source: RefSeq, a predicted model, not a curated record
CAUCGCUCGGAACCGCUCAGAGCCGCCCCGGUCGCCGCGGACUCCACAUUCCAACGUCGCUGUGCUGCCGGUCUACGAACCAGUGCUAAGUGACUGAGUGACCGUCUUCUACCCGUGCGACACUAACAAACUACCAACAUGUCUGACGAAGAGGAAUAUUCUGGCUCCGAAGAGGAGGAAGUAGAAGAAGAAGUCGUGGAGACGAAGCCCGCUCCCAAACAAGAGAGUAGACCGUCGAUCGCGGGUGAGGGAGAUCCAGAAUUCAUCAAGCGUCAAGAUCAGAAGCGGUCGGAUUUAGAUGAACAGCUGAAGGAAUACAUUAACGAAUGGCGUAAACAGAGGUCCAAGGAAGAAGAUGAGCUUAAACGUCUCAAAGAAAAGCAGGCCAAGCGCAAGGUAUCUCGCGCUGAAGAAGAGAAGCGCCUCGCCCAGAAGAAGAAGGAAGAGGAAGAGAGGCGAAUCCGCGAGAUUGAGGAGAAGAAACAGCGCGACAUCGAAGAGAAGAGACAACGGCUCGAGGAGGCUGAGAAGAAACGCCAGGCCAUGCUCCAGGCGAUGAAGGAUGCCUCCAACAAGACCGGACCCAACUUCACCAUUCAGAAGAGAAGCGACAACCAAUUCGGCCUCAGCAACGCUCAACUGGAACGCAACAAGACAAAGGAGCAGUUGGAGGAGGAGAAGAAGAUCUCCCUCUCCAUCCGCAUCAAGCCGCUGAACAUCGAGGGUCUCUCCGUGGACAAGCUGCGGCAGAAGGCCACCGAGCUCUGGGAGUGCAUCGUCAAGCUCGAGACCGAGAAGUACGAUCUCGAGGAGAGGCAAAAGAGACAGGACUAUGACUUAAAAGAGCUCAAAGAAAGACAGAAGCAACAGUUGAGGCACAAGGCCCUUAAAAAGGGUCUUGACCCCGAAGCACUCACAGGCAAGCACCCCCCUAAAAUCCAAGUAGCGUCCAAAUAUGAAAGACGCGUCGACACACGUUCAUAUGACGACAAAAAGAAGUUGUUCGAGGGUGACCUAGAGAAAUUGAACAAGGACUUCCUCGAGAAGGUGUGGCAAGAAAGGGCUGAGCAGUUCGGAGGCAGGCAAAAGACGAGACUGCCCAAAUGGUUCGGCGAGAGGCCCGGCAAGAAGAAGGGUGAGCCCGAAUCGCCAGAAGGCGAAGAGGACGUCAAGGCUGAGCCUGAGGACGACGAGGAGCCCCAGUUCGAACCUGAGCCGGAGGAGGAGGAAGUUGUAGAGGAGGAGGAAGUCGAGGAGGAGGAAGAGGAAGAGGAGGAGGAACAGACAAAACCUGCAAGGAGCUACUCUCGAGCCGCCGCGUCGACUGUACUGUUUCAUAACCAAUCCAUUAACUAAUUAUAAAUUAUUUUUAUUAUUUAUACGUUGACUUGUACGAAACAUGGACUAUACACGUCGCAACAUCGCUGACGACGCAUUAAACUAAUUUAUUACAUAAGA